Pygocentrus nattereri (red-bellied piranha) is the source of this 1146-nucleotide messenger RNA. Its product is annotated as sialoadhesin-like. The record is from RefSeq and is a predicted model, not a curated record. NCBI's taxonomy places the organism in Eukaryota, Metazoa, Chordata, Actinopteri, Characiformes, Serrasalmidae. The transcript has 7 exons. Bases 16 to 1146 code for a protein of 376 amino acids.
CUGGUCUUUCUGCUCAUGACUGCUGGAGCUUUUGGAGCAGAGUGGAGUGUGAAGUACAACCAACAGGAAAUCUGUGCUUUAAAAGGAUCCACAGUGUUUAUGAACGGAACUUUUACUCACCCAGAAGGUCUCACAGUGAAUGAGACUUUCUGGGGUAAACACACAGGGGUGGCGCUGACUGAUCUGAGUAAAGACCCAGUUUAUUCAGGCAGAGUCGAGUUUUUCACUGAUGAUCAGAAACACUUCUCCCUCAAACUGAGUGAUGUAGUGAAGAAGGAUGAACAUCAGUUCUGCUUCAGAAUCAAAACAUAUGUAGAAAAAGAAAGAUGGUGGGGUGAACCUGGAGUUCAGCUCAGAGUUACAGAGCUCCAUGUAGAAGCUCCUGAAGAAGUGACAGAGGGAGAAACAGCAGAUCUGACAUGUAAGACCACCUGCAGUCUGACUGACCCAACAUUCAUCUGGUACAAAAAUGGACGUCCUUUAACCACAAAGACCAUCAAGAACAACCAGCUCCACCUGCAGACGGUCAGCAGUGAGGAUGCAGGCAGUUAUAGCUGUGCUGUAGGAGGAUCUCAACACCUCCACUCUACUGCUCACAGCCUCAGAGUCAGAUAUCCUCCAAAGAACGUCUCAGUGUCCAUCAGUCCCUCUGGUGAAAUAGUGGAGGGCAGUUCAGUGACUCUGACCUGCAGCAGUGAUGGAAACCCACCUAUGAAGAACUACACCUGGUUUAAAGAAGGUGGAACCUCACCUGUAGGAUCUGGACAGAAUUACAGCAUCAUCAGCAUCACUGCUGACCACACUGGACUGUACUACUGUGAAGCUCAGAAUGACCAUGGAGCUCUGAAUGGAACUGUGACGGUCACUGUUACGAGUUUGAAUUUGUCUACGGAUGAUGUCCUCUACACCACCAUUACACCCAGCACAUCCAGACCUGUACAGGCUGCUGCUUCUGCUGACUCUGGAGCUGCUGAUGUUAUGUACGCUACAGUCAGGGUUCGGAAUGAUGAAGUGACCAGUACUGACCAGCAGGGGGAGCCCCAAUAUGCCAGUGUUAAAUUCCACCACCACUCUGCUGCCACUGGGUCACCAACUCAGAAUGUGGAAGAUCCCUCAGUGAUUUACAGCACAGUCAGAGAAGAUUAG